CGCUCAACUCUUUCGACUCCAGCACCACCGCAAUCAUGGCAGACACACUCAAGGACUCACCGCUGCGUGCGGUGCAAGUCGAAGCGCUGGUAGUGAUGAAGAUCAUAAAAGCCUCCGCUGGCGCCUUCCCGACAACCGCGACAGGCUCACUUGUGGGCAUGGACGUCAACGGCACCCUCCAGAUCACAAACUCUUUCCCGUUCCCUACGGUCGACGUCCCGGCGACAGAUGGACACCAAGACUCGGCAUCGAACCUGGCCGCGGCCGCGCCCCGCGCGAAGGCGAACACAGCGUACCAGAACGAGAUGAUCAAGUUUCUGCGGGAGGUGAACGUGGACGCGAACAAUGUGGGAUGGUAUACUAGCACCAAUAUGGGCAACUUCAUCAACCUGAACACGAUCGAGAACCAGUUCUUCUACCAAAAGGAGAUGAACGAGAGGACCGUGGCGCUUGUGCAUGAUGUUAGCAGGAGUUCGCAAGGGAGCCUGAGUUUCCGGGCUUUCAGGCUUUCGCCUUCUUUCAUGGCGGCUUACAAGGAGAGCAAAUUCACGACUGAAGCUCUCCAGAAGAGCGGCCUACGAUACCAAGAUAUUCUGAUCGAACUCCCCCUCACCAUCCACAACUCGCACCUCCUCACCUCUCUCCUCCAUCAACUCCCGUCGGAAGCGCCAAAGGAGGAGCUCGCAUUCCCUCCGACCCUCGCAGCACUACAAGCAGACCCCAACACCCCGCAACCGCCUCUAUACCCCAAUUUCGACUCUCUGGACCUCUCCAUCGACCCCUUCCUGGAGAAGACGUGCGAUCUACUACUCGAAAGCAUCGAGAACCACCACACCGAACUCAACAACCAUCAAUACUACCAGCGAUCGCUCGGACGAGAACAGGCAAAGAUCACCGCCUGGCAGCAAAAGCGAAAGGCGGAGAAUGCGGCCAGAGUUGCAGCGAAGCAAACACCCCUUCCAGAGGACGAAUGGCAGAGGCUCUUCAAGCUGCCCCAGGAACCAAGUAGGCUGGAGGUGCUACUCAACUCGAGGCAGGUGGAGCAAUACGCCAGACAAGUGGACGGUUUCACAGCGAGUGUCAGCGCGAAAAUGUUUGCGGUCAAGAGCAAUCUGCUACCCGGAGAGUAGGCGUAGAGAUGGGAUGCUAGGGAUUAUUCUGCACUACCUAACCUUUGUCUUGCAUGGGCACGGCGUUACUGGGCAGCGAAGGGCUAGGUGGUUGGUAUUGAGGGUGGAUAUGAGAAAAUGAGCUUUGGUCUGAUGGGCGACUUGUGUGCAAUAGGAC
This is a messenger RNA of Mytilinidion resinicola, 1287 nucleotides long. RefSeq names its product eukaryotic translation initiation factor 3 subunit H. Gene Ontology annotation, cellular component: eukaryotic 43S preinitiation complex; eukaryotic translation initiation factor 3 complex; cytoplasm. The coding region runs from base 36 to 1130 and encodes 364 amino acids. The record is from RefSeq and is a predicted model, not a curated record. The transcript is spliced from 2 exons. Gene Ontology annotation, molecular function: protein binding; metallopeptidase activity; translation initiation factor activity. Lineage: Eukaryota; Fungi; Ascomycota; Dothideomycetes; Mytilinidiales; Mytilinidiaceae.